Messenger RNA from Perca fluviatilis (European perch), 1876 nucleotides. RefSeq names its product transmembrane protein 53 (gene tmem53). The record is from RefSeq and is a predicted model, not a curated record. Lineage: Eukaryota; Metazoa; Chordata; Actinopteri; Perciformes; Percidae. Bases 212 to 1072 code for a protein of 286 amino acids. The transcript is spliced from 3 exons.
CAACCACAUAAGAAGAAGAAGCGGGAGUAUGUGUAUGUAAUAGUGCAGUGACCUGACAGCCCAUCGACCUGUCUGCAGUGUGUAACGUAUUUGCCACAAUCUGGCGUUGCUAAUUAAAGCGCUCUAGCUUCUCUAUAACCCUUUUUUCCAACAGCCAAAUGAACCGAACGUUAACGUUGGAGAACGACAGUUGAUACUCUCGCGCACAGAAAUGGCAGACGAUGAAAUAGACUACAAUAUCGUGUUUCCAGAUGCGGGGACAUCGGAGAGACACUGGCAGGGGACAAAGGAGCCAGUUGUGAUUCUGUUGGGCUGGGCUGGUUGCAAAGACAAACACCUCUCCAAAUACAGCUCCAUCUACAAUGAACAGGGAUGUGUCACCAUCCGCUACACCGCUCCCUUGAAGACAGUCUUCAUCUCAGAGUCGUUUGGCUACAAGGAGCUGAGCAGUACGGCCCUUAAGUUGCUGGAGAUUCUCUAUGACUAUGAGGUGGAGAACAGUCCUAUUUUCUUUCACAUAUUCAGCAAUGGUGGCUUCAUGCUGUACCGUUACAUUGCAGAUUUGUUGCACAAUGAUAAACAGUUCAGUUCCUUGUGUGUGAUUGGGGCCUUAGUGGACAGUGCCCCAGGUAGUGGGAACGUCCGCGGGGCCCUGCGUGCACUGGCGGCCACCCUGGGGCCCAAAAUAACUCCUGUUUUAAGGUACGUCCUCUUGGCGCUAUUCGCAGUGACUGUUUUCCUGUUGCGAGUCGUGCUGUACCCCUUGACCAAGUACAUCCACAAGAACCACUAUGACGCCGUGCAGGAGCGUCCGCCCGCCUGGCCUCAUUUCUACCUGUACUCCCGAGCUGACCAGGUGAUCAGGCACACAGACAUCAAGGUCUUUGUGGAGACCCUGAAGCAGAAAGGCGUCCCGGUGGACAGUUUUGAUUUUGUUUCCAGUCCCCACGUUGGUCAUUUCCGGGACUUUCCUGAGCAGUAUGCUCUGAAGUGCCGCAGUUUCCUGGUUGCUUGCAUGAAGGACUUGGAAGGGAACGAGACAAAGAAGAGACAGAGGGUUCCGAAUCAAUGAAACGCGGAGAGAAGCUCACACGAUUUUGCUAACCCUCUGUUAAGCUGUCUUGCGAAGAAAAUCAGACCAAAUCAGACCAACUUGGUUUUUCUCAGUGGUCUGAAAAAUCAGUUAGAAAAUGAGGCUGACAUUUUUUUGCAGGACUGCUGGAAUUUGAGCUGAACUAGUACAAGAUCUCAAUGCUUUUCUGUCCCAGUGCACAUAAUGGCAAAGUUCCACACAUGUGGUCUAGGUGUACUAAUCCAUGUCUAGAAAACCAGCCAUAUGAAAUACUGUAAUUCAUAUACCCCUGAAGUGUGUGGCCUAACCCUGCCAACUCCAAUGUUUUUGCAACAGUCAUAUACUAUAUGUAAAAAUAACAAUACAAACAACAUUGGAAAAUAAAUCCUUUAGGAUAAUUUAAAUAUUUAAUAUUGAUGUGAAAUGUGAUGCAUUGUACAUUAGUAGUAGUGAUUCUAAAUCUGAGGCUGUAUUGGAUAAUCAUUUAUAUCUUCUAUUUAUUACAUUUACAAUGUAUAGUUUUAAUCUAACAAUUUGUCAUUAAUAUUAGAUCACAAGGGCACUUAAAAUAAAGGCGACAAAAUUCAAAAAGGAAUUAAAAAAGAAAUCUCAAUUGUUGCCUUAAUCAGACUUUUUUUUUUUUGGGGGGGGGGGGUCCAUAAAUUGUAGAACACCCAGCCCUAAUAUGUGAUACACAAUUGAUUUAGUUCAAGGAAAAUGUGAUUGACAAUGAAUGUAUAUGUCCAGAACAACUAUUGUGUUCUUUUUUUACUGAUGUGCCUUCAAUAAAGUAGAAUGCUCAUA